UAAAUGCUUACAACAAGGAUCAUUCGGCCCGAACAUUAUAACUAGUAUUUGAGAAUGAGUACAAGUAGUCAUAGUUCAGCGCCCAUGUAUUGAGCGCCUUUAUCGCAACCACGGUGUCAAAUCAAUUGGCUCGACCGGAGGAGAUAAUGUUGUUUCUUCAGACUGCAUAUGUCGCUGGGGCUCUGCUAGUCGCCAGCGCUUCAGCAUCAUCAUGCUGCAAUCGACUUGAGAAACGACUAGGCAGUUCGGUCAGCUUCCCAAAGGAUGUGGACUACAAUGCCACGAUGUCUGGCUACUGGUCGAUACAGGAGUCUUCGCUUCAACCAGCCUGUGUGCUGCAGCCCAGGACAGCUCGAGAUGUUUCAAAGGCCCUCAAGAUCAUCAGCAAGCACGGCAAUUGUCACUUUGCAAUCAAAGGGCAUGGUCAUGCCCCUGCAGCAGGCUUCGCCAAUGUAGAUGGUGGCGUCACCAUUGACAUGACAUCCAUGUCAUCGGUUUCUCUUCAUGAAGGCCAGUCGAUUGCGCGUGUCGAGGCUGGAGCAAAGUGGCUUGACGUCUACCAGCACCUUGACGGGUCCGGAGUCCAGGUGGCGGGAGGACGCAACGGGAAUGUCGGCGUAGGAGGACUUCUCGUUGGCGGAGGAAUAUCGCACUUCACCACCAAACAUGGAUGGGCUUGUGACGCCGUUGUGAACUACGAGGUUGUCCUUGCAAAUGGCUCACUUGUGAACGCCAACAAGCGCUGCAACCGAGACUUGUUCCUGGCUUUGAAGGGGGGAGGCAACAAUUUCGGAGUCGUCACUCGAUACGACCUUGCAACCUUCCCACUGGGCGACAUAUCCACGACGUCGAUCUCGUACGACAUAUCCCAAAGGGGCAAAGUCUUUCAAGCCUUCACUGACUUGCUUGACUCGUCGCGAUACGAUCCUCUGGCGUCCUUGGUUACCAGCCUCCUCUACAGAUCGACAUCCAAGGCGUGGACGCUGGCAUCCUCAGCUGUGUACACCAAGCCCGUCUCCGAGCCUGCGGUAUUUGCCAAUCUCUCCGCGGUUCCGCACGAAUCCCUCGUUCGCAACAUCACGUCCCUGGCAACCUUUGCAGAUGAAUCAGACACGCCACCAUUGAACUGGCUCUUCGCCACAGUCACACUGAAGCCGUCGGCUCAGUACAUGCAAGACAUGUUCGAUAUGCUGAAUAACACAGUAUCGUCCUUCAACCCAGAAGGUGGCGUGACAUGGAGCGUCGCCCUCGAGCCCCUGGUCGCAGCCAUGUUGAAGAGUCCCAAAGACGCGAAUGUCCUUGGACUCGAAACAGCCCAAGACGGCUUCAUUGUUUUGAUCUCCGCCCUGUGGCCGAACUCGGCAGUCAAUGCGGAGGUCGAGGCAGCAGCCCGCUCGGUCACCUCCGCAUGGGAAACCGGUGCCGACGCAAAGGGACUGUUACAGGGCUUCCAGUAUCUCAAUUAUGCCGCGCCGUCCCAAGAACCACUGCGGUCCUACGGCAAAGACAACUUUGAGUUUCUGGCGUCAGUCAGCCAGAAAUAUGACCAUGCACAGGUCUUGCAGAAGAGGGUUGGGGGUUUCAAGCUCUCGUCCUAGGCUGGGACCAAUUUGA
Messenger RNA from Emericellopsis atlantica, 1614 nucleotides. RefSeq lists its product as uncharacterized. Lineage: Eukaryota; Fungi; Ascomycota; Sordariomycetes; Hypocreales; Bionectriaceae. The transcript is spliced from 4 exons. The record is from RefSeq and is a predicted model, not a curated record. Gene Ontology annotation, molecular function: FAD binding. Bases 147 to 1598 code for a protein of 483 amino acids.